AUGGUGUCGUCUUUGAUAUAUACGCUGUGCGCUGUCUCUGGCCUUUUGGCGACUACGGUCAAUGGCCUGCCCAAGAAGGGCCCUCGCACGGAGACAGCUUUACCCAUUGUGAAGCAGACUAAGUGCGGUACACACACAUACCAGUACAACGGCCUCGUUGGAUAUGGCACUGUCCCAUCCAACGCUGUUGACAAGUACGGAGAUACCCUUGGAGGCUUUGGCAGCUCCAUCGCGAUUGAGCAGACAUCGUGGAAGAAGAACUCAGAUGGUACCUAUGAGGGUAUUGCCUGGGCUGUCCCUGACCGCGGCUGGAACACCCAGGGCACCUUGAACGUGCAAAGCCGUAUCCAGAAGCUCAGCCUGAAACUGACGCUGGCACCCAAUGCCACCGUCUCCAACCCGUCCGGCCCCAACCUUGAGAUCAAGCUGCUGGACACGCUGCUGCUGACGGGCCCUGACGGCACCCCAAUGACUGGGCUGGACGCUGACUUCUCGGGCAACAUCAGCUUCCCAGGCUUCCCCGGAAUGCCGGUGGCUACUUACCCCGGAGAUGGAUUUGGAGGCAGCGGCACGGGCGGACGACGCAUCUCGAUGGACUCCGAGGGUAUCGUGAUUGGCAACGACGGUGCAUUCUGGAUCUCGGACGAGUAUGGCCCCUAUGUGUACAAGUUCUCGCGGGAAGGGCGCAUGCUGCAGGCGAUCCAGCCUCCAGAUGCGUAUAUCCCCCGUCGCAACGGCAAGGUCAGCUUCAGCGCCGCCUCGCCUCCGAUCUACGAGCCUGACCGCCAGACGAACCCAGAGGACCCCGAGACGGGACGCAACAACAACCAGGGCUUCGAAGGGAUGACCGUCUCGCGCGACGGCAAGACGUUGUAUGUGCUGAUCCAGUCUGCGCUGAACAACGACGGCGGCCCGAAGAAGCGGUACAGAAAGCAGGCUCGCAUGCUGGAGUACGACAUCUCCGGCAGCACGCCCAAAUACGCCCACGAGUACGUGGUGACGCUGGCUACCUUUGUCGACCCUCACGAGGAAGACCCGGCCAAGGCGACCAUCGCGGCCUCGCAGUCUGAGAUUCACUACAUGCCGACGGGCGACUUCCUCAUCCUGUCUCGAGACGGCGGCGCCGGGCGGGCUGCCGAGUACACGGAGUCUGUCUACCGCCACGCAGACAUCAUCUCCAAGUCAAGCCGGACGACGGACAUCAAGUCGAAGAGCAACGACCAGGCCGACGGCUCGAUCGCCUCGGACAAGGGCGUGCUGGACGAGGACAUCACCCCGUUGACCUACUGCUCGUUCGUGGACUACAACAUCAACUCCGAGCUGGGCAAGUUCCGCCUGCACAACGGCGGCGCGCAGGACGAGCACCUGCUGAACGAGAAGUGGGAGAGUCUUGCUCUUGUCCCCGUCGACCCGUCGAAGGAGUUCCAGGACACCGGCAAGAAUGAGUAUUUCUUGAUCUCCUUUAGCGACAACGACUACAUCACCCAGGACGGCCACCUGAACUUCGGCAAGUUCAACUACGCCGACAAGUCUGGCUUCAACGUCGACACCCAGGUGCUCGUCUUCCGAGUGACCCUCUAG
Molecule: messenger RNA, 1581 nt
Organism: Nannizzia gypsea CBS 118893
Lineage: Eukaryota; Fungi; Ascomycota; Eurotiomycetes; Onygenales; Arthrodermataceae
Exons: 3
Coding region: 1-1581 (526 amino acids)
Source: RefSeq, a predicted model, not a curated record